Molecule: messenger RNA, 3254 nt
Organism: Brachypodium distachyon (stiff brome)
Lineage: Eukaryota; Viridiplantae; Streptophyta; Magnoliopsida; Poales; Poaceae
Exons: 21
Coding region: 69-2987 (972 amino acids)
Molecular function (GO): acyltransferase activity, transferring groups other than amino-acyl groups
Source: RefSeq, a predicted model, not a curated record
GAUCAAGUGCGCAUUGCGGAUUUCCUAAAAAGAGCUGCACGGAUGCAAGUGCCCAACAAUUUGUGACGAUGAUCGAGCGCGUCGCGGAUCUCCUGCCGUUCCUGUACGACGUUCCCAUCACGUAUCGCAAGCAGGAUGCUGUUCUGGAGGGUUUCGUCGCGGAAGGCGGCUACGUCUGCGCCUGCACCUCGCCCUGCGAUUACCGCCGCGGCGGCAAGGCGUUGUCGGCGCUGCAGUUCGAGAAGCACGCGGGGGCGGUCUCGAAGAACCAGAACGGCCACAUCUUCCUCCGCAACGGCACCUCGCUCUACGCGCUCUUCCACGCGCUCAGGGAGGUGCCCGCCCAGCGCUUCGCCGAGGACUUCCGGAUGGCCGCCGGAGUGCAGAUGACGGUACCCGCCGCCACCGGUGCGCCGCUGGCGGCCCGCGAGCCGGAUAGGCUUCAGGCCAGCGACCUGACAGCGGAGCAGGCCCCUUGUGCCGCGGCGCAGGAGGCUCAGACCUUGGAUAAUCUGACCGAGGAGGAGAAGGCCAGCUUGUCUCUUCUUGACUUGAGGGCACAUAGUUCGGUAACUGAAUCAGAUCCUAUGGACGGCAUUGAAGGGUCUUCUAUCCACCCCAGCUUGAGUUUGAGAGACGUUGCAGAGGAGAUUGAGAAUGCAGCCCGUUGUGAUCAUUCAAUGCCUGAUGUAGGCGGGGUAAGGGAUGCACCUAGGGAUAGUGGGGGUUUGCUGACAGACACUCUUGUUACAGUGCCAGUGAUGGAAUUUAAGUAUCAGCCAGUGCGGAUGGCAGACACAAAGUAUGACCAAAUUAUGAUGGAAUCGAAGUAUCAGCCAGUGCGUAUGGCAGAAACAAAGUACCGGCCAGAAACUUUACUUAAGGAUGUGAGGGGAUUGCUGUCCACUGGGCUUCUUGAAGGUUUCAGUGUGACCUACAAGAAGAAUGGGGUGGCGAUGACUGGGCGCAUAGAAGGACAGAGAUAUUCUUGUGGUUGCCUGCAAUGUGGUUACAGUACUAAAAUGAAUGCAUGUGAGUUUGAGCAGCAUGCUGGCCAGUCAUCCAACAACCAAAAUGAUCACAUAUUCUUGGACAGUGGAAUCUCUCUCUAUAAGUUGAUACAAGCACUUAAAUAUAAAAAACUUCACUUGCUUGCCGAUUUGAUUGAAGAACAGACUGGUCUCCCUCCAAAUCUGAUUGAAUAUGGAAAGUGGAAAGCUUCAUUUGAAGUGCAAAAUGAUGAUUUAGAGGAUGCAGCUUCAGAUCAUUGUUCAACUCAAAGUUCGCAAGAUUCAGAUGCAGGAGUGACAAGUCAUAUAGCUUUAGCCACUACUUCGACAGUUUCAAUGAAAGAAUCUACAAGCAAUGGCAUCUCAAACCUGAAUUGGAGUGCAUUUAGGAGGCCACGCUGGCAGUAUAAACGAGGAGGCACUGCAACUUCAACUCAAACCUUGAGUAGAAGCCCUGAGAAAGGAAUUUCAGGUCUAUCUACUGGCACUUCAAUGAAGAUUAACACUGAGGAAACUCCUAGCGAGAAUACUGCUGGCCCUCUCCAUUCUGAGGUUAUAAAGCCUAAGUUUGCUGGACCUGCUGCAGUAAUAUCGGCCUCUUUAGAAUGUGAUCCCACAAAUCCAGCAUUUUCCUUGUCAAGGCCAGUUUCAAUCGUUCAAGAGCCACCCCGGGGCCACAGCGUGGGCCCAAAGUCAAAAGAAUCACGUACUUCAAAAGUGAGGGAUAAUUCUUUGCAUCAGCUGGUUUUCAAGGAGGGUGGCGUUCCAGAACUUACAAUAUUGACCUACAAGUUGAAGCAUGGAGAGGUUCUAAAGCAAGGUUACAAACAGGGAACAUGCAUAUUAUGUGAUUGCUGCAGUGAAGAGUUUACUCCGUCACACUUUGAAGAACAUGCUGGAAUGGGGAAAAGACGUCAACCGUAUCGUAACAUCUAUACUCCAGAAGGAUUGACACUUCAUGAAUUGGCGCUAAAACUGCAAGGUGGUUUAAAUUCAAAUGGAAACAGCAGUGCUAAUUUCCCUGGUGGUGAUGAACCCCCUAACCUUUCUUCAGGUUCUAGCAGAGAAUCUUCUACCACAUAUAGACCUAGUAUUGUUCCCUUGAAACGGACAUUGCAACAAAUAGCUGAUAAAACAGAGAGCUGCCGUUUGUGUGGAGAUGCAUGUACGACGAUUGGAACAAUCAGCGAAGACAUGAUUGUCUUCUGUAACCAGUGCGAGAGACCAUGCCAUGUCAAGUGCUACAACAAUGGACUUCAAAAACAGAAGGGACCUUUGAAUGUUUUAGCGGAAUAUAUGCAAUUUCAUUUUUUCUGCUGUCAAAAAUGCCAGUUACUUCGCGCUUCUUUGCACGAAGUACUGAACAAGCGUGAAAAGAUCAGACAGAAAAGAUCCUAUGUUUUUUGGCAAAUUUUAAAUGGAAUGAAUCCGGGAAUCAACGUGCAGAAGUACAUUCAUCAGGUUAUUGAAAUCUUCAAAGUUGCGUUUCCAAAAACAGCUGCCUCUGACUUUGGUGUCAUACAAGAUAUGGUUAAUGCCAAGGAUGUUGGUGGAGAGAAGGAUUUUAGAGGAAUGUACUGUGCGGUGCUAACCACAAGCAGUAAGCUUGUUGUGUCAGCUGCGGUUCUGAAAGUGCGCACAGAAGAGGUUGCAGAACUUGUCAUCGUCGCUACAUGUAAUCAGUUCAGGAAGAAGGGCUACUUCACACUUCUCCUAAGGCAAAUUGAGGCACAUCUGAAAGCCAUGAAUGUACGACUUCUUACGGCACUUGUUGAUCCUGAAAUGGAAUCAAUCUGGUCUAAGAAGCUUGGCUUCACAAUUUUGUCUGGUGAAGAGAAGGAAACACUGCUGGAGGCACACCCCUUGGUGAUGUUUGAGGACCUAACAUUGAUGCAGAAAUCCCUUGCUAGCAAACCGGACCCCGUUGUUGCAAGGAAUCACGUUACAGUUGGAGAGCCAAGUGCACAGUUUUCGUAGCCUACAUGCCAGCCUAAUGGAUGACUACAAGCUCGACCUCUGUAGGGACUAGCUAGGUUGUAGGUUGUAGCCUAAGUUAUGUUACAUGUAGCAGUAUGCAGUCAUCUUUUUUCGUAUUUUACAUGAAGAACGUAGUCAUCUGAUGUGAUGGCAGAUGCUCUCGUGUCCGAGUGUUAACGGGUGCCAACUUCUGGUGUUUAAAGUCAGUUCGGUUUGUACUUGUAGAUGUUCAUAUCGGUGCAGUAGAAUGUGCGCGUAUUGCACUGA